AGUCCCAGCCAGCGUUCCGGAGCGCCAGGGAGCAGAACUGGACGAGAGUCGACGAGGGAGUAGCGAGUGGUAGCGGCGCCAGCACCAGCAACGCCAGUUGGGUAUCGCUCGCGCAUCGCGGCCGUCGACCACGGCGGUGAGCCCGUCGUCGCCAUCGGCAAAUCACCCCUUUUUCAUCUCCCCCAUUCUGUGGACGGCCUUGGUCUCUGUCUAGGCCCGCGGCCGCCUAGGCUUCACCAGAGUAAGCCCCCCUCGCCCCUGGAUUCUGUCCCUUACCCCUACCCUAUCCUUUGAUGAUCGAGAGGUGCACCUGCGUGCGUGAGGUGCAUUUGUGCAACGCCACCGGCGACCCCGUCUUAUUGAUACGACGAAUUCACUGCUCCUGGAGCUCGGCGACGUCUUCUCUGCUGACACUCGCGACUCCUCCCUUCCCCCCUUAGGACCACAAGAUGGCGGACUACCAGUACGACCAACGCCGAUAUGGUUCGUCAUCCAAUAACCAGCGAGAUGCCGCCUUCUCCAACAUAUUUGGUGCUGCCCCUCCCCCGGGUCGAACUGGCACUAUGACUUCGUCGUCGCCGAGCGGACUUUCGCCGCACAUGCCGCCGCAGGACGGAAGAACCCAUACCAUGUCGUCCUUGUCGUCCGUGUCAGGCAUGUCGCCCGAUAUGCAACGGCGUCCUCCUCCACGACCUCAGCGGGGGGGUGGCUACGAGGACGCGAUGUCCGGUCGGACGAGAACAAUGGAUACGAGUAUGGCCAAUAGUUACUACCAAAGCCAGCGGAACCCGUCAGGCGGGUACCCCCCGAACCCCCAGGGGCAAGGGCAGUAUGGCAGGCUGCCGCCUCCUGGCCCGGACCGAAGGCCUUACCCCGGCCCCCCGCCGCAAGGCCCUCCCCGAUUAGAUUCGAGGGGACCGCCGCCUCAACAGCCGGGAUAUCCCCCCCGGAACCCCGGCCCUAGGUACUAUCAAGGCGGGCCCGGGGCCGGCUCCGGUCCUGCCAUGCGCGACGAUCCCUAUCGCUCCCAAUCUCUAGCUAGCGUUCCGCGACAACCGAUGUACCAACCACCACCGGGCUCUUACCAAUCCCCUCAGAAUAGCCUUCGGUCACCUCCGAGCGGUACCAUGUCCUCCCGAACGACGGCGCAGGGCCGGGUAGUACCCGAACGCUACGACGACCGAUCGAUGUCCAUGACUGGCCAUUUUCCGGAGCGCGACGCUCACCAGAUGAUGAGUGGUCGAGUGAUUCCCAACCGCGCGAGGGCCCCUUCUAACGAAGUCCCCAUGCCGAAUGGAAACACGAGCGGGUAUCCGGGUCUCAUUCCUACGCCGGGCACUGCAACUCGGACAAUGAGUAUGGCCUCGUCGACCUUGGGUGGCGACCACAGCCGGACCAUGUCAAUGGCUAGCACCAUUGUCCCCGAGACUUCGGAGGCCCGCCAGCAGCUGGUGCACAGACCGUCGAUAUCCUCGAGAUCAAUCGAAGGCGAGCGACCGCCCACCGCCAAGAUCCGACCACCUUUGGUUUAUCCUGCCCUCCUCUCGAGGGUUGCCGAGUGCUUCAGGCAGAAGAUAAUCACGGGCGAGCGAACAAAGAACGAGCUUACCUAUAAGAAUGCUUUUAGCGGCUCCGAGGCCGUUGACGUUCUAUCCUAUAUCAUCAGAACCACGGACAGGAAUCUAGCAUUGCUCUUGGGUCGAGCCCUCGACGCGCAGAAGUUUUUUCACGAUGUCACCUACGAGCACCGAUUACGAGAUUCGACGUCCGAGAUGUAUCAAUUUAGAGAAACGCUCAUGGAUGAACCGGAGGAGAAACAUCCCGUCAAUGGCGUCUUCGUUCUGCUCUCUGAAUGCUACUCGCCAACCUGUACCAGGGACCAGCUCUGCUACUCGAUCGCCUGCCCCCGAAGAUUGGAACAGGUGUCUCGAUUGAACCUCAAGCCACAAGUGGGUUUGAAGAAAGAACAGGAUGCCGCCAUCAACGACGAUGCAGACCAGACGGACGAACAGAAGCUCUGGAUCAAUACAGUGCCUAAGGAAAUUGCCGAGAGCGUAGGAGACAGGGAGAAGAAGCGACAAGAGGUUAUUUCCGAAAUCUGCUACACCGAAAGGGACUUCGUCAAGGACCUCGAGUAUCUUAGAGAUUUCUGGAUCCUGCCUCUACACUCGAAGAACUCGCCUAUCCCUGCCGCGAGGAGAGAGAGAGUUGUGCAGAAUAUUUUCAGCAACAUCAUCGACCAUCCGAGCAUACACUCGGUCAGUUCUAGAUUUGCAAAGGCUCUUACGGACCGGCAGCAGAAGAACCCCGUGGUCAAGAACCUCGGCGAUAUUUUCUUGGAGAUAGUCCCUCAGUUCGAGCCGUUCAUCUUGUAUGGUUCUAAGCAGCUGGAGGCCAAGUUCGAGUUCGAGAAUGAACGGUCAAGCAACCCGUACUUUGCCAAGUUCGUCGAGGAGAUCGAGAGGAGGAAGGAAUCGAGGAAGCUGGAGCUGAACGGUUACUUGACCAAACCCACAACUAGACUUGCGCGUUACCCGCUUCUCCUAGAGAACGUUCUGAAGUACACGGAAGACGGAAAUCCCGACAAGGAGGAUAUUCCGAAAGUCCUCGUCACCAUUCGUGACUUGCUAAGCAGAGUCAACGCCGAGUCCGGCAAAGCCGAAAACCGGUUCAACCUGCGCCGCUUGCACGAGCAGCUAAAGUUCCGCCCGGCCGAUCGAGUUGACCUGAAGCUGACGGACGAAGGCCGCGAGCUCGUUUUCAAGACCCAGUUCAAGAAGACGCCUACGGACCCUACCGAUAUCACGGCCUUCUUAUUCGACCACGCCGUUCUUCUCGUGAGGAUCAAACAAGUCGGAAAGGGCGAAGAGGUGAAGGCGUACAGGAGACCAAUCCCGCUCGAACUGCUCUCCAUCAAGGAAAUGGACGAGGUUAUCCCCCAGGAGGGCAUAAAGCGGGCGUCUUCGAAUUUACCCUUCCGCGGUAACGAUUCCGGUAAGAAGACGACCGACGGCUGGCCGAUAACAUUCCGACAUCUAGGUAGAAAUUACUAUGAGCAGGUGUUAUACGCGUCGAAUCAGACAGCCAGGAAAAAGUGGCUCGAGUUUAUCGAUGCAGCCCAACAGCGCCUUCGAGCGCGAGCCGAUUUCUUCAACGUCAGCACCCUCUCUUCCAACUUUUUCCAAGCUGGAAACCUGGUCAACACAGUCACACCCUUCGAUGGCGGCCGUAAGUUGAUCUUUGGCACUGAUCACGGCAUCUAUGUCUCGGAUCGCAAGGUCAAGGAUCAGGCGCCCAAACGAGUUAUCGAGGCGCAGCAUGUCACGCAGGUUGACGUGUUGGAGGAGUACGGUCUCUUGCUCGUGUUAUCGAACAAGUCUCUCCUGUCGUACCCACUUGCGGCCCUGGACCCCAAUGAACCGGCGUUGGGGAAGAGACCAAAGAAGAUCCAGAACAACUGCAACUUCUUCAAGACAGGCAUUUGUCUGGGUAGACAUCUCGUCUGCUGCGUCAAAUCUAGCGCACUCUCGACGACGAUCAAGGUCUACGAACCCAACGACUCGAUGAGCAAAGGCAAGAAGCAGAAAGGAUUUGGUAAGAUGUUCAACGCCGGUCAGGACGAAUUGAGGGCAUUUAAGGAAUUCUACAUCCCGACUGAGUCGUCGUCCGUUCACUUCCUCAAGAGCAAAUUGUGUGUGGCAUGCGCUAGAGGUUUCGAGGUUGUCGCGCUCGAUACGCUCGAAACCCAGUCGUUGCUUGACCAAGCCGACACGUCGCUCGACUUCGUCGCGAGAAAGGAGGGUGUCAAGCCAAUCCAUAUCGAGCGCCUUAACGGGGAGUUCCUUCUUAACUACACAGACUUCUCCUUCUUUGUUAAUCGAAAUGGCUGGAGGGCGAGGCCCGAAUGGCGCAUCGACUGGGAGGGGACCCCGCAGUCCUUUGCCCUCUCAUAUCCAUGGAUCCUGGCGUUCGAGCCGAGCUUCAUCGAGCUCCGUAACAUCGAGAGCGGCGCAGUCCAUAUUGUUCCCCACAAAAAUAUCAGGAUGCUACAUAGUAGUACACAUGAGAUCAUAUUCGCGUACGAAGACGAGGCAGGACAGGAUGUAGUUGCAGCGCUUGACUUUUGGAAGAGUGCUCGAAAGUCGGAGAUGCUCGCGCCUCCAUGA
Durotheca rogersii is the source of this 4166-nucleotide messenger RNA. Its product is annotated as CNH-domain-containing protein. The record is from RefSeq and is a predicted model, not a curated record. Gene Ontology annotation, biological process: intracellular signal transduction. Lineage: Eukaryota; Fungi; Ascomycota; Sordariomycetes; Xylariales; Xylariaceae. The transcript has 4 exons. Gene Ontology annotation, molecular function: guanyl-nucleotide exchange factor activity. The coding region runs from base 450 to 4166 and encodes 1238 amino acids.